UUUCAGUUGAAACCUGGGGAGAUCUACGACGGUCGAGUUGUACGAUGGAGUGGGGCGUUUCCACGACUUCAGGUGAAGACGCUAUGGCGACUUCUAGUCGGCGCGUUGUUGGAAGAAGAAAUUGGUUGAUCCGUGUAAGGGGUGGAGAGAGAGAGAGAGAGAGAGAGAGAAAGAGAGAGGGGGUCGGUAGAUGGAGGCGGAGGGAGAGGGCAACAGGAGUCAAGAUGUGUCUGAUCAAAAAAAACAAACAAACCAGGAGUCAAGAUUAGAAGUGGUGCGGCUCUUGUAGUGUUGUGUUGUGCGGGGAGGGGCAAAUGGGUCUAAGUGAAGUUUUGUGAACACCCAAAGUGCAAUUAACACCAACCUGCAGGUACAAAAUGUAAUUUAAACUUUCUUCCCUCCCUCUUUUUAGGCCGGUAAUUUUAACGCGGGAGAUUUGAAAAUUUACAGAAAAUCUCAAACAGUAAACAAAAGACGAGAAAGAAAAUUCAUUUUUUCUAGAGAGAGAGAUGGCUAAACAAUCAAACCCAUUUUCCCAACGCUCUGAUUUCUCUCUUCUGAUUGCUUCGCAUUCUCAGGUUCUCGCUGCCCUGGACUCUCUUUCAAAUCUGUCUGAGCCUCCUGAUAUUAGGAACCGGUUCUCAAGCUAUGCGUACGAGUCUCCAGAACUGAAUUCUGAUUUGCAAGGAUAUGGUUUUGGAGAAAGUGGUUGUGUGGAAGAGGGGAUUGAUGGCGAAGAGAAGACAAAAGGAAACGAUGAGACUUUUGGGAGGUUUCAGAAAAUCAGAAACAAGGAUGGUUUAGUUCUGGUUGAGAAAGCAGCUUCAAUUGGGUUUGUGAAAUCUAAUAACCCUACAGGAGAUUACGAUCAUCGAAUCAAGAACGCAAGUCAGCUCGCAGAUUCAACUCCCACCGCCAGAGAACCUUUGGGGCCAUUGGAGGUUUGUCCGGGAUUAAUCAAGGUUAUAGGUUCUUCAGACUCCUUCUCACUUUCAUCUGAGCCUCCGGAAAUUACAAGAUGGUUUGCAAGCUACGUGUAUGAAUCUCCUGCAGUUGAUACAAGUGUUGCUUUCACAGAUUCCGUUUCUACAGAAAGUGAAAGUGAGAGAGUGCCCUUUAAUGCUGAAAAAUGCAGCAAAGAUAAAGGAGAACACUUGACUGAGUUUACAAGUACGAAAAGGGAUGUAUUGGCUGCUGAUAAGAACACAUCUUCAAAUGGUUUGGUUGAAUGUAAUAGCUAUGCUACUGGCAAAAGCCGUUUCCAACAGGAUAAUAAUGAGGAUACUUCUAGUAUUGAAGGGAACAAAAUGUCGUCUGUGCAGAAUGAAUUGCCUGUCAAAAUGAUUUCUGGACAGGAAGGAAAGCCAACAAGAUAUUAUGAUGAUUGUUCAACCCAAACUGAUGAAAAAUCAUGCUUUGACUACCAAGUUCCCAUUGGAAAGAACAACAGAAAAUCUCCAAAAAAGUCUACUCGAAGGAGGGAUUCUAGGGAAAUAAGAAAACCAGCUUGUGGAAUCAACAACAAAGAAAACCAGGGAACCACUAUUGCAGAAAAUGGUUUCGUUUCGACGAGGAACGAGAGAAGAGAAAGGGUAAACCAUGACAGUUCUUUGAAAAAUUGUCUGAGAAAUGGAGUGACAGAUUCAUUAGCUGUUUUAAGAAGAAAGCCAUUAUCGGAAACGACCAAUAAUAAUAUCCAACAUGCUGAUUAUUUGGAGAUCACUGGAAAGUGGCAGUGUCCACAAAAGAGGAAGCCGAAUCUUGGACCUCCUUUGAAGCAGCUUCGCCUUGAACAAUGGGUUCACAGGGGUCAGCUGGCAAUAAGUUUGGCACGAGUUAUUUAUGUCAGGCUUAAUAAAGACAUGGGAUUUGCUUUGGCAUUGGGACAAGAUUGCUGGGUACAACACAUGGAAACCAAAGGCUGCUUAGAAGUUUGUCAGAAUUUUUCUUAGAAAUGAAGCAUAAAUAUACUCGUGACUAAAUAAACAAAAGGCUCAUAAACUAUGAAACGAUUGCGCCUCUACAUGCUAUUGGCCUUUGGGACCAUCGCUUCCUUGACAGAGCUCUUCAAGGUUUUUGAACUUUAGGUUUGACCCAUUAUUGUGGUCAGGUUUGUAUCUAGAUUUGGUAACCAUUUUCUCUGUUAAUGUUUGUUGGGUGGUGUGGAAUUGGUCAAGCCAAAAGCAUAGUGCAUGAGAUCAUCAAUGAUUCCAAACACAAGCAAUACUGUAGAAUAAUUCAACUGUGAUUUUCCUAAACAAUCUCACCAGACGUCGUACCAAACCAUUUCUUAAAGCCAUAAAACUCAUUGAGCUUUGACAAAUUUUCAUGUUUUACUAACAGAGACCACUGAAAUACAUAUGAUUUUCCUUGCUUGUGAUGAAGCACCAAGAGAACGUGUAAGCAAAUUUUUAUUUUUUUUCACAACGGUUAUGCAUUACAAUCUUUCACAUCAUCAUAUAAAUGAUUCAACUGCUUCAAAUUUGCCCACUACAAUAAGAAAAAUUCAUGCACACAGUCCUUUGGGAUAGUAGAAUAGAAAAUAAAAAUAGAAAAAUAAUCUUCUUCCAUCUUUGUCUUCAUGGUCCAUGAAGUUGCAUAGAU
Rhododendron vialii is the source of this 2604-nucleotide messenger RNA. RefSeq lists its product as uncharacterized. Bases 510 to 1952 code for a protein of 480 amino acids. The transcript is spliced from 8 exons. Lineage: Eukaryota; Viridiplantae; Streptophyta; Magnoliopsida; Ericales; Ericaceae. The record is from RefSeq and is a predicted model, not a curated record.